Molecule: messenger RNA, 2310 nt
Organism: Peromyscus californicus insignis
Lineage: Eukaryota; Metazoa; Chordata; Mammalia; Rodentia; Cricetidae
Product: proline-rich nuclear receptor coactivator 2-like
Exons: 2
Coding region: 1-513 (170 amino acids)
Biological process (GO): nuclear-transcribed mRNA catabolic process, nonsense-mediated decay
Cellular component (GO): nucleus; P-body
Source: RefSeq, a predicted model, not a curated record
AUGGAGGACACCAGGGGAACACAUCCCUCUGAAUCAACCAAGCAAAGCUCUUAUGAACUCACAGGGACUGAAGCGGUGACAAAGAAGCUGAAGGUGGGAGGUAGGGAGAGGUAUAACACUCCAGCCCCUCAAUCUAGAAAUGUUAGUAAGAACCAACAACAGUACAACAGACAGAAGACGAAGAACCAGAAGUCCCAGAUGAAGAUCGUCCAAAAGAAAAAAGAAAGAGGACAAGGGUAUGCUCCAUCGGCAGCUGCAUGGCAGGCCAUGCAGAAUGGGGGAAAGAACAAGAGCCUUUCUAACAACCCAAAUUGGAAUGCUAGCUUAUCAAGACCGAGCUUGCUUUUUAAGUCUCAAGUUAACCACAACUAUGCUGGAGCCAAAUUUAGUGAACCACCAUCACCAAGUGUUCUUCCCAAGCCACCAAGCCACUGGGUUCCUGUUUCAUUGAACCCUUCAGAUAAGGAAAUAAUGACAUUUCAACUUAAAACCCUACUUAAAGUACAGGUUUAAAAUCUUAAAUUCUGUGAUAUUCAUACGUAGCCAUCAGUUGAUUUGACUUUAGGGAAUUUUUAUAAAAGUUCUAGUUUACAAGUAUAAGCAGACAUUUGAUUUAUGUCCUGUGUGCACUAUAUUAUAAUAGUGUAGGGAUAGUUUAACUAAUUCUACUUGGUAGUUUUGCUAGCUAAAUUCAAGCUUAGAUUUCGCGAACAGUAAUCAGCUUUAUCAUCUAGCAGGAAAACAGGGGAAAAAAAUCAGAUAAUAAGCAUUUAGCUAAGAUAUACAAAGACUCCAAACAAGGUGCAUAGUUCAGUUAAAUGUUCUAGGGACACCCAGACCAUAACAUCAUGGGCAUCUUAUAAAAUAGCUGCAUCUUAAGUUGUACAGUGUAAAUCUGUAAAGGGCAAUUGGAGCUUAUUAGAAUGAGGCCAAGUAGACAGCCUAAAAUUUCUUAAAUCCAGUGGAUAGGCAUUUAUACACCAAAUCUUUUCCAAAAACAAAUAGUGAAUAGCUUUCAAAUAACGUUUUUAUUCACUAGCAUCUUCCACAGCUCCUGAGGUGAUCUGGCCUCGAGCCUACAAAGCUUGCUUGAAGCAGGGAGUUAGUUGUGUGGGUGAAAAUUAAAUACAUAGGGAAGAAAAGAGCCAUGUAAAUAUAUGUAAUGAGUUUGUAGCAUAUGUAAAGUUUUCCUGGCCUUUAUUCUACAAAAAGAGACUUUUUGUAGUGUGAAUUUGCUGAAUAUAAGACCAUGAACCGUUUUUUAUACUAUGGCCUAAUUUUAAAGGUCUCCAGUUUUUAAAAAUUGCCCUUGUGCUUAAGAGCCAGUGCAUCGAUGUAACUGAUGUGAUUGUGACCCAUACAAAGUAAAUUUAUUGUAUUGAGUUUUAAUAAUGAAAGGUUUUAAGCUGUAAUUGCAUUUCCUGUUUUUAAAAAGAGAUGUAAGAUGCAGCAUAAGAUUCUCUCCCUGACCUUUUUAAACCCAAAGACUCAUUUUGGCUUUAUCAAAUCCUGCAAGUAGCUGAUGAUUAAGUGUGACCCAGGAUUAUUUAUGCAAAGUAAUCUUUAGCACGUUUAACCCCAAGAGCAAGUUACUUUUCAGUGCUUAUAAGCAAAGUAGCCAAUUUGUAUUUCCUCAAUUAAGUUCAGAUCAGAUACCGCCCAAAUCAAAUACUGAGUAUCCUAAAGGACAAGUUCAUAAAAUUAUGAUCUGAUUUUGAAGCAUGAAAUUCAGAAAUAAAACUUUUUUCCUCCCCCCCACCCUCCACCCCCAAAAUAAAGAAAGACAUAAAACCGCGUUAAGGAUGGAAGAGUCAAUGCUGCUCAAGGAUGAGGGGAAAUGCAGGUAAGAAAACGUCAGAGGGAGGAAUGAAAAGAGUAUCUUUAGCAGAUCCCUUGCCAAACCCAGGAAGAAUUCCAAGAAAGGGUGAAAGCAAGUGCAGGUAGGAGCAGAAAGACGAAGUCAAGAGAAGCUCAGCAGGUUCAUAACUUCAUUAAGAGCAAGUGGAUCCUAAGAAGUCAGACUGUAGACUACAAACAAUGGCUGAAACCUCAGUUAGAGAAAUACAGUCUAUGGGGCUUGAGGAAAGGACUGGAUUAAAACUGGAGCUCCUUGUGUAUGAAGGAAACCCAUGGCAUGGAUGGCAGCAUGUGCUGAUGUGACCUUAGUGUAAUGCUAGUAUUAGCAGGCAGAAAAUUCUCUCCCUGAUCACACAGGCCUUGUAACACCCCCACUGAGGUCCAUCGGCAAAUGACGUGAGGAUAUCAGUCAAAACGGGACAGCACUGAUGACGUUGCAGUCAGCUGAGUAAA